Bombus terrestris (buff-tailed bumblebee) is the source of this 459-nucleotide messenger RNA. RefSeq lists its product as uncharacterized. Bases 29 to 289 code for a protein of 86 amino acids. Gene Ontology annotation, biological process: mitochondrial respiratory chain complex IV assembly. Gene Ontology annotation, cellular component: membrane. Lineage: Eukaryota; Metazoa; Arthropoda; Insecta; Hymenoptera; Apidae. The record is from RefSeq and is a predicted model, not a curated record. The transcript is spliced from 3 exons.
UUCUACUACUAGCGAGAAGAGAAUACUCAUGGUAGCCAUCUGGUGGCGUAUUAAUGUAGCGUCAAACAUAAAGUUUAAUUCAGAUACAUAUUACGUUAAGGAGACAAUGCGCUUGACAGGGUGGCGAUAUGUAACAUUUAUAGGAACAAUAGUAGGAUUCAUAGGAACGUUUUGUUAUCUUACAAUGAUUAGCCCCAUGAUUAAUCCAGAACCAUAUAAACAAAUUCGAGAACGUGUGGCAACUGAAAGUGCAAAUAAAAGAAAUAUAAGAAAAGACACAAAUAUUUAAGGAAAUAUAAUAUGAAUAAAAAAAAAACAGAUUAGAGAGGAUAUUUAUUGUACAAAAUUAAUUUUUAUUAUGUAGUUGGACAUAUGUCACUAAGAUGUUGGUGUAUAUAAAAUAGAUUGAAGAACGUUUAGUGUAUUAUGUUAAAAAAUCAAUAAAUGUAAUGAUUUGUA